This is a messenger RNA of Symbiodinium natans, 3951 nucleotides long. The record is from the annotation of a GenBank genome assembly. NCBI's taxonomy places the organism in Eukaryota, Dinophyceae, Suessiales, Symbiodiniaceae.
AUGGAGCCCCUGCCUCACAAUGAGCCGAGGAGCCUGGCCCCCUUGGGCUUGUCGGAGGAGGAAAGCGCCGAGGCGGAGCCGGAUGCCCAAGAGGCCCCGGACACGGAGCACCCAGAGGAGCUCCUUGAGAACGACCUGUACCUCCUGGCCCGCGGAGCACCAAAGGCGCCGGAAGCCGUGGACAGUAUUUGGGCCGUCGACAUCCCAAAGCCUGUUCGUCCCAAAGCGAAGGGUCGCCCUGCACCUCGCCCGUCGCCGCGAAUCGCUGCGCAAAGGAGGGCUGCAGAGGACAAUGCUCGGCCCCUCGCGCUGCUGCCGCCGCCCGGCGAGGGCGCUGCGGCCGCAGCGGGCGCUGAAGGCGCUGAGGGCGCUGAGGGCGCUGAGGGUGCCCAGGGCGCCCAGGGUGCCGAGGGCGCCGAGGGCGAGGAGGGGCUUCACCUUCCCGCCGAGGAGCCCAAGGAGGAUCCCGCGGAAGAGUUGGAGCGCCUGCGGAAGCGAAGAAAGUUUGAGUGCAAACCGGUUGAGGCACGCAAGGAAGGUGAGGACGAUGCGGACUGGAUCCACUUUCCCUCCCUGGCAUCUGCCAGUCGAGAAACAGGUGUUCCCAACAGCGCCAUCAGCAGCCUUUGCACCUCGCAAGGCUCACACUCGGGCUGGCUGUUUCGUUGGCCGGGUGCCGCCGCACUCCCGAAGCCUGCGGUGAUGCAGCCGGAGCUGCCGCAAGUGGAGCUCGAGGGCAUCCUCAAGCGUCUGCGGGCCAUGCCUGCGGAGGAGCGGCGCUCUUCACUGGCGGCGAUGCCCGAGGCCACACGCCGGGAGUUGAUGAAGCACUUGAAGCAGGAGGCGAACUCCUCGCGGCUACGGCGGCUCCUUGGCAACGUCCCGCAGCUCCUGGAAACGGCGGACGAGCCCAAGCGCCAGGAGCUCCUUCAGUCGGUGAGAUCCUUCGAAGCCAUCCACACCCAGGUCCUGAUGGCCCCCGACAUGGCUUCGGUGGUCCACAUCCUUCGGGAUCUCACCCCGGAGCAGCGCCACGCCAUCGUGGAGGCGCUCCCGGAAGAGACUCAGGAGGCCCUGGAGAGGCAUCUCCGGGCCGCUAAGGCGGCCCAGGCGGUGCAGGCGGUGGUCCUUUGCGCUUGUGCCGACACUUUGCCGGCUGCGGUGAACAUCGGUGAGCUGUGGGCGGCCUCAGCACGCUUUCUCGUGGCCCAUGUCAAGUCGUCGGAGGUCCUUCCCGUCGCGAUGUUUCCAGCCAAGGUGGAGGAGUGCCUGAACCUGACGCCGAAGGUACAGGAGUGGAGGUUUGCGGAUGCCGAUCAGUUCGACUCACCCCCCCUGCGGGUGGUUCCAGAUGUCCGGCUGCAGCGAACUCUCAGGAAGGGCUUGGCACAGCUGCAGCGGCCGCGGCUCGCCUUGGCGCUUUGCGGGUCAGGCUCAGAAGCCCUGGUGGCUGUCAAGGACGGCUGCUGCUUACGCCACCUCACCUUCGGGCUCUCCACGCCGGAGCUCCAGGCGGAGCAUGGCCACUCAGAGUACCUGGAUCUGGGCAGUACCCUCAUUGCUUCAAGCCGCCGAAGCCGCGUGAACUUCGACAGUCCAGUCGUGGAGAUGCGCACGCGAUGGGGCCCAGACAACAUCGACGGCGUUUGGGUUCGUUGUGCCGAGGGGCUGCACCUCCUGUCGCCCUCUGAAGCAGACGCGGAGGGCUCCGACUAUGCCGUGCGGGGGAGCUACGAGAGUGGCUACGACGUGCGACAGGUCUGUAUGCAGCCCUUCUCCCAUGAGCAGGUGGCAACCGUCUCCCUUUCCGGCGUCCGUGUCCUGGCAGUGGACCGGGGGACACAGGUCAGCAUGCUGGAUCUUUACGGCGACGCACCUCCCGACUUCGCGUCGCGCCUCGUCGCCACGGGUCCCGGCACCUGCGGGGCCUGGCUCAGCCGAGCGUCGCUGCUGUUGGGAAGCGGAACCUCGCUCCAAAUCCUGGAUGUGUCUUCUGGCGAGAAGCAGAUGAUGUGGAAGUCGCCGGCCUGUGCAAGCGAGUUCAUGGCCUUCGCUGACCUGGCCACGAACCCCUUCCAUCCCCACCAGUUCGCAGCCACGCAGUGCGGCCCCUGCCACGGGCUGCUGAUGUUCGACAUCAGGAAUACUACCCGGCCCUUUGGGCAGCUGAUGUUGCCUGAUGUUGCUGCGCUGGCCCUGGACCGCAGCCCGCUGAAGAACCGCUAUUUCCAGCUACAGUUUUCGAGCACUGGCAGCGAGCGGUGGCUGACGGCUGCGUGUCUUGGUGGCCGUAGCCUCGUGGGCCUCAGCUGGGAAGAGGGCGACGACAUCACUCAGAGCAUGUAUUCCGCCCACUGCCCGCUGGAGGCACCUGGAAUCUGUACAGGAUCGCUGGUGGCGGCUGUGUCUGCUGGCGACAGACAGGGAGCCGCCCUUGUGGGAUUCAUGGACGACGGCCUGGCCUUCCGAGGCUGCUGGCUUCAGGCUCCAGGGGCUGAGCAGAGGCUGGCGGAGGAGUCCAGAACUCCAAGAAGGGCGGCCUCGUCCGGGCGCAGGCAGGUGGUCGUGGAGGCCAAGUCCUUUGACAGGGUGCAGUUGGAGAGCUGCCUGCAGUGGAUUGAGUCUGAGAGCACAGCCCUGUGCGCCGUGCUCGACCGGUGUGGGCUGGUCUGCUUCCAGCCUCCGCCGGAAGCAGAGUCCGAUGGCCUAGACGCACUCUGGCGCCGGAACCACGCCGUGCAAGAGGGCGAUUACGACACGGAUUUGCACCUCAACGAGGAGGUGCCGUUUGGUCCAGUCGAAGAGCCAGAGGACGAAGCGAUAGCCGAUGCACUGGCGGCGGGUCUGCCGGCGCUGGUGGCCCACUUGCCCGUCACGCGGCGAGCUCGUCAGGUCCUUGCGUACCUGAAUGCGGCGUCGCUGCCGCAGGGCUGGAGCUUCUGCGAGCCGCGCUUCGUGGAGGUCCAGGUGGUGUCCGAACUGGUGGCCUUGGCACAGGCUCACAGUACCAGGAGGCUUGAGCAACCCGAUGAGUGCACCCGAAUGAGCGUCCAGGUCAUUUUGAGGGCGCUUGCCCGGGCUGGUGUCCUCCAGUGUGCCACACCUUGGGACGUCGAGGAGACCGAGGAGUACAGCCCGGAGGCCUAUGCCCCGCAGGUAGAGCCUCCCUUGGCACCCGCCGCCGCCGCUUUGCAUCCACAGGCCCGAUCCCUCGCAGCUCGCCUAGGAAAGCGCGAGCAGACGCCACUGUCGUCUGGAGAGCUGGGCGAGGCCAUGCAGGCGAUGCUCCUGAAGCUCCUGAGUCUGAAUGGCACGCACGGCAGCUGGUCCCAGCCGAUUCUCCUUCCCAGGCCGUCAGCGCCGUCCAGGAGUGCGGAGAGCUCGACGCUGGUGGUGCCAGAGGACACCGACGAGAGCAGAAAAGCCGUGCAGCGGGCAAGGAGCAGCCAGGAGGUGGGCCAAGCCGUUUGGCCGCGUCUCGUGGAAUGCCUAACAAUGCAGGACAUGGGCCAGCUGGCCGUGUGGUUCCGGCGCGAGAAGCGGCUGCGCUUCAAGAGUUCUGGUGAUGAGAGGAUCAUGCACGUCAAGGACCCUUCCAAGAAGGACAAGGUGGAGUUGUUCCGGCGUGUGCUUGCCGCUGCCAAUCGCAACUUGCGAAGUGACAGCCCAGGCCUCCCCAUCAUCCAGAGUGCACCCGGGGAGCCUCGGCGAGGGGCCUGGCGGGAGCCCGGCGCGUCGGCGGAUUUCUUUCGGGAGGCGUGGCCUCAAAUGCAGGAGGCGCUGGAUGCCAUCGUCGCUUCAAGCGACAAGCCACUCGAGGUCCUGGCGGAAUUGGCGUCCGCCCCUGAUCCGGAUGAGGAGGACCUCGUGCAUGUGGCCAGGGACAGCUUUGCCCGGCAGGGCUUCCGGUAUAGCCAGACGCUUCAGGAGCAGGAGCCGAGUACUGGCUGA